AAAAAAAAUAACAAAAACAAUCAGUGAUAAACCGACCCAAGGAUACUGUGAGAACGGCUCUCGUAGUUAGCCCUUCUGUGUUGUGAAAAUUGUUUCAUUUUAUCAGUAUUCAUCCUUAGAAAUUGAUAUUUUUUUCAUAUGGUUUUCAACCGAGAUUGAUUACUCAAUAUUUGAGAAUGUAUGUUUUUUUGGUUCUGGGAGCUGUAGCAUCCUCAUCAGCUUUCUUGGAAUCGCUAAUCUCCCUGAACGACUGCCCUCCGGCUCAGUUUGCUUGCAGGAAUGGAAAAUGCGUGGAUAAAACUUUGAGAUGCAAUGGAUUCAACAACUGUUUGGAUGGAUCUGAUGAAAUGGAUUGUGAAUUGUAUUUAUGCAAAGAGCCGAGAUAUUAUCGAUGUAAGAAUAAAAGAUGUAUCAGCAAAUUAUUUGUUUGCGAUGGAGAAAAUGAUUGCGAGGAUUUUUCUGAUGAAGUCGAAUGUGAGAACUUUAAGAUGUCAGAUCACGUGAACACAACAUGCGAAAAAGGCCACUGGCAGUGCACAGAUAAACUGUGCAUACCAAAUGAAUGGGUGUGCAAUGGAGAAUCAGAUUGUUUAGAUGGAUCAGAUGAAGGAAUAGGGUGCAGCUCGAAAAUAGAGUGCGAUGGAUUCAAAUGUAAAAAUGGUCACUGUAUUCCUAACGAAUGGAUAUGCGACAACAACAAUGACUGUCACGAUAAUAGUGACGAGGAGGAUUGUGAAAAUCACGUUCCUAUCAACAAGUGCACACUGGAUAAUCGAAAAUUUCUUUGCUCUAACAAUAAAACCUGCAUUGACCUAGUUCUUACGUGCGAUGGCCAUCCUAACUGCCCGGAUGGAUCUGACGAGGGACCCCUUUGCAAAUCGGCAGUUUCUUGCCAAAAUCACGGGUGCUCUCACGAAUGUUUCCCUUUGCCUACAGGACCGUUAUGUUUAUGCCCUCCUGGAUAUCUUACUGAGAAUGAUAAACGUUGCCAGGAUAUCAACGAGUGCGAACAGUUUGGUGAGUAAUAGAGUAUAAAAUUUUGUGC
Molecule: messenger RNA, 1045 nt
Organism: Leptinotarsa decemlineata (Colorado potato beetle)
Lineage: Eukaryota; Metazoa; Arthropoda; Insecta; Coleoptera; Chrysomelidae
Gene: yl
Product: Putative vitellogenin receptor yl
Biological process (GO): receptor-mediated endocytosis
Cellular component (GO): apical plasma membrane; signaling receptor complex; plasma membrane
Molecular function (GO): hormone binding; calcium ion binding; protein binding
Source: RefSeq, a predicted model, not a curated record